Loa loa (African eye worm) is the source of this 330-nucleotide messenger RNA. RefSeq lists its product as hypothetical. Lineage: Eukaryota; Metazoa; Nematoda; Chromadorea; Rhabditida; Onchocercidae. The record is from RefSeq and is a predicted model, not a curated record. Bases 1 to 330 code for a protein of 109 amino acids. The transcript has a single exon.
AUGAUGAUGAUGAUGAAGAUGAUGAUGAUGAUGAUGAUAGUGAUGAGUGAUGAUGAUGAUGAUGAUGAUGAUGAUGAAGAUGAUAGUAUUUCAUAUAGUUGGCCAUUAUCACAUUCACGUCGAGUGAUACGUCAACGACCACGUUUGCAAUAUUUUCCAACGAUGCCAUUAGCUAGGAAUGUGUCACUCAUUGAUCGUGUCAUCGUACCAUCAUUUAAUCUACGAGCAAAUUCAAUGAAUUCAUUACGUAAUAUACGUUCUCGACAUUCUCGUGGCUUUUUUUAUCCAUCAUUUCCUGAAAGAAGAUGGUCAUUUAGUCAUUUACCGUAA